CUUGGUGGCUGACCUGACCAGAGUUAACAGAAACUUAAACAGGACUUUAAAACAGUUAUGGUGAAUAACUUCAGACAGGGUAAUUAGUAAGUCGUUAAAAUAGUUGCAAAUAUGUUGCUGUGGUCCGUCGGGAUGAGAGUCAGGAGGAGCAGCUCUGUCCUUCUGCUUUUUCUCUCUGUGAUCUUAUUCCUUGUCGGCCCGUGUCAGCCGGGCUGCCGGGAAACAGGACAGUGUUGCACCGGCCGGGACCCGUCAUGCUUCAGCAAAGGGUGGAGGUCGGACCGCACCUUUGGGACCUGCUACUGCGACCAAGCCUGUGUGUCCACCCUGGACUGCUGCCAUGACUAUGAUUCAGCCUGCCCAGCACUGUCCUGUGUGGUGAGUGAGUGGACGUCAUGGUCAGGCUGUGCUGAACCCUGCAGGGCCACAGUCCGUAGGAGGAACAGGACCAUCCUGCAGGAGCCCCUCAACGCAGGAAACCCCUGUCCUCACCUGGAGGAGCACGCUGGCUGCGCAGAGUACUGGUCUCAGCAUGGAAACUGUCACAACCCACCUGUCCCAGCAUUGAUUAUCUCUGGUGGCUAUGGCAACGCCAGGAAGAAAAGAGACAUCCCUGACAGCAUUGACAUCACAGGGUAUUGUGUCCAGUUUCAGUUGACCUCUCUGACAAAAGGAUGCCAGCAGAGCUCAGGCCCACACACUCAGUGGAUGCAGCACCUGAGGGAGGGGCACCGUGUGUGUGUCGAGUGCCAGCCGCCUGCUCUCGCCGUUGGACAGACACACUGCGCCGGAGAUGGAGAGGAAAACGACGGGGGCAGAAGACAGUCUCUCCAGUGGCAGGCGGUGGGAAACCCUCGAUGCAGGGGUGUGUGGAGGCGUGUGGGGAGGCUGGAGGCCUGCUCCUGCCCAACAGCCCACAGCUUCCUCUUUAUAUAACAUCCUGCUUCCUUCUGUUAUCCCCCCUCCUGUACACAUAUUUUCAGACUCAUCUACUGUAUAAAGAACAAUCAGCCAGAAUAAUUAACCGGUUCUGUUUAAGAGUUCUGGUCAAUGCUCAAUUGUGCCUUCUUCUCCAGAUGAGUGCAACUACAUGUAGAUGUUUUUUUUUUUGAAUGGCUGAAUAUUUGUCGAUGAAAACUGCUAUUUUCUUUUCAGAAUCCAAUGCAUUUGUUGUCCUUACUGCUCACCAAACAUUUUAAUAAAACAUAUUUUAUUUUUAGUUUGCAUCAACAACAGCAAAUGAACAGCAACAAAAGAAAGUCAGAAAUCCUAAUCAAAAUGUAAAGUGAUCUGAUUUAUUUCAUUGUAAUCAUCCAAGGGAAAUGUCGCUUUUGUUGAGAAAUAGAAAUAUCUUGGGACAUUGAGACACUUUUUUUACAUGACAAGUACUGGCUCUGUGUGAAUCACAACCAGUCACAACGCCAAAGUUACAACAUGCACAGAACAAUAAAACAUUGAUACAGAAACAACAGCAUAGAAAGUCAACAGGUAAAAAUGUUUUUUCUUUUUUUUUUACAAAACAGACAGCCUCGGGACCUACAAACAACAUCGUAUAAGAGCUGGCUAAGGUCUUUCAAAUAACUUUUUUAAUUUCCCUGGAAACAGUGUACUUUACAAAGACUGAUGGCUUAGGCAAGGUUGGGGUCAAUUCCACUGAGAGCUUAAAACAUUGAAAAAAUAUAGAUUAUGAUUUAAUUUGUACUGGUUUUUAUUUACGUCAUGCUGUAAUACUGGUUCCUUUUACAGUGUAAUGUGUUAUUUGUGUUUAUGUUUAACAAGGCAUUCUGAAUCGACCCCAACCCUGUAAUACAGUGUUAGAUUCAGAGUAAAUUGGGCUACUUGCUAAAGCAGUGGUUCUCACUGGGUUUUAGAAACUACCACAUGUCCUUGAAAAGGGUCCUAUGGGGUUCUAACAAAAAAAUACGAAAGACUUAAACCUCUCUAAACAAAUUUAGCAGCUAGAGCGACAACCAAGUUCUAUUGUAAGUUAACUUACGUAAACUAAACGCAUUUACUGUACAGUCGGGAGUCUUGUUAUGGAAACGUUUAUGAAUCUGUGCUCUUCU
This is a messenger RNA of Eleginops maclovinus (Patagonian blennie), 2066 nucleotides long. RefSeq names its product somatomedin-B and thrombospondin type-1 domain-containing protein. Lineage: Eukaryota; Metazoa; Chordata; Actinopteri; Perciformes; Eleginopidae. The record is from RefSeq and is a predicted model, not a curated record. Bases 112 to 936 code for a protein of 274 amino acids. The transcript has 5 exons.